CUCUCCCCCUCGACGUGUCGACGCGCCGCUGCCACGCGCGCCGAUGUUGCCGUGCAGUCGUUCCAAUGGAGACGUUCGCUGUGGUCGCCCUGUCCCUGUUCCUCGGGGCGCUCAUUCUCCUCAUCUCGGUGGUGGUGAGCGGGUCGCGAAAGACCCUGCCGCAGGAGAGCGGCGGUGGCAACAGCAGCAGCGACGAAGACGGUAAAGUCAGUAAUGGUGUGAGCGAUCGAAAUGUAGCAUCAAAGAAGCAAAAGUUGUUACGUUCACGCAAAGAAAAGUUGCAGCAACACGUGUUUACCCACCCUUUGCUGGCCACUUCACUGAAGGGCCACAGCGCGAAUAUCAGCUGUCUAGAUUUUAGUAGCAAUGGAAAGUACCUGGCCUCCUGUGCUGAUGACCGUACAGUUCGAAUUUGGAGCACAAAAGAUUUUCUUGAACGUGAUCAUCGUUGUAUGCGAGCUAAUGUUGAACUUGAUCAUGCUACACAUGUAUGCUUCAGCCCUGAUUCUAGAGCCUUCAUCACAUGGCUAGCAAAUGAAGAAACAAUCCGUGUUUUUAAAAUGACUAAAAGGGAUGAUGGUUCGUUCACAUUCACUGCUGCACCAGAAGAUUUCCCAAAGAGGCACAAAGCUCCCAUUAUCAAUAUUGGAAUUGCCGAAACAGGAAAGUUCAUUAUGUCUGCCUCCAAUGAUACUACCAUCCUAAUCUGGGAUCUAAAAGGAGAGGUCCUUACUACAAUUAACACUAACCAAAUGAAUAAUGCCUAUGCCACCGUGUCUCCUUGUGGAAGGUUUGUGGCUUCCUGUGGUUUUACACCAGAUGUGAAGGUUUGGGAAGUUUGUUUUAGCAAAUCAGGAGAAUUCCGAGAGGUCGUGAGAGCCUUUGAUCUAAAAGGGCAUUCGGCUGGGAUUUACUCAUUUAGUUUCUCCAAUGACUCCAGAAGAAUGGCAACAGUUUCAAAAGAUGGCACCUGGAAGCUGUGGGACACCGAUGUUCAGUACAAACAGCAGCAAGACCCAUACUUGUUGUUAACUAUGAAGUGCGAUGUUUCUGAUUCUUGCCGAAUCGCUCUUUCUCCUGAUGCCAGGGUGGUAGCUAUUUCCAAUGGCUUCAACAUCACAAUGCACAACACCAAGACGGGCAGGCAGGAGGAAGAAUUCCUAAAUGUGCACGGCGAGGACAUUGUUGGCUUGGCUUUUGACAUCAACAGUAGGUUCUUAAUUUCCAGUGGCGAUCGUGCUAUUCGGGUAUUCCACAAUGUGGUGGGUUACCGUGCAGUUAUUGAAGAAAUGGAAGGCAGACUAAAGAAAGCAACAACAGAAGCAAUGCGCGAGAGGUUGCAGCAGCAGAUCGAUGAUGCGAAGAAUGCAUUAGAUGUAAUUUGUACAAAAAAUCAAUAACUGCAACAAACCAGGUUGCCUUCCAUUUCCUGUGAUUUUGGGGUCUCUCGACUGAUGAAUGUCUAUGACUUCACUUUAUGAUAUCUUGUACCAUGUGGGUACCGUAGCCCAUGCCAUUAUAUUCCACCUGUGUAAGGGAACCUCAAGAACGACUGGAAUUGAUGCCCAGGACUGAAUUUCAAUCUGUUUUGGCUGGAGCGGAAUGUCUAUAAAUGAGAAUAUAUACAUUUUCAAACUUUGUACUUGGUCUUUUAUUGUUUUGUUCCACAGCAGCAAUGCGUAUUACUAAAGUGUUGAGUAUAGAAACUGGCAAUGUUUUGUGGAAUUUUGAACAAUUGUUUACAGAGUUUAAUUUUGUAUUGAAGUGAUGAAUAUUCAAAAUGUAGAACCAUGCAGAAACCAUCAACAAUUUUUGUAUAAAUCCAAAAGCAAAAUGGCACAGAGACGUGCAUAAAAUAAAAUGAUCAAAUACUCAACUACUCCACUGGUCAGGCUAAAAUUUAACAAGCCCGAUUAGUUGAGCAUUUAGGUUUGGGACCUUAUUGCCUGGAUAUAUAUCUAUGGUUUAUAUUGCUAAAGGUGCCAUAUAGCAUCUUUUUAUAUAAUAGCAAUCAAGAUAUUUCACUCGCCUCCUAAAAUGUUGUUCCAUUUAUUUGGGUUUAUGAUACCCCUUUAUUCCUUCUGUUUGUGGCUUAACAUUUUAAAACUUUGUUUUCAGCCCAGCACUUAAGUUCAUAUUUGUGUUCCAUGAAACAAUUAAUUUUGGUUAUUAGAAGUAUCAGUCAUCAAAGAAGGAGCAACGUUCGGUGAGUGUAACUAAAUCAAAAUAGCAAAGUCACAGAAUUUUCCGUUGGUAAUAAGGUACAGCUUUUCAGUUAUUUACUUUGAUUUUAAGAGGGACCCUGCUACUUGGACAUAGCGAUAAAAGGACAAUCUUAACUCUAAGUAAUAAAUUUCAAACUUUACGCUGCCACUUUGUUUAAACUUGCACAGCAGUUACAGCAAGCUCCCUUUGAAACAUGCCAGGGAUGGAUUUCGCACCAAAUGUGAUCCUUUAGACUCAGUUUUCUUGCCAGGAACAUGAUUGCGAUUGUAAAUUCAGAAAGUGAAUACAUUCCAUAAGAAUCUCCCUUUCUUUCAUGUGAUCACACAUACCGUUGGCUAGGUCAGCCAUUUGCUGUAUUUCUAUCCACGUUUCUACUCCCCUUUCCCCCACUUUUCUUAUUCCACUGACCAGCACCUCCUACAAUAACCUCUACAAGCAAGUGGAAUUGGUCUGCAGUCAGUAUACAUGUCUUGUAAGCUACAUGUGUUGUAAGCUAUAUGCAACAUUUGAAGCAUCAACGAUGAAAGAGUAAUAAAUUCUAAGUAGGCUUGUGAUUUUUUUUUUUAAUUUUAGCUUGGUUAAAACAAAUAAAUUAAGCCCUAUUUAUAUUCACUGAAAUAUUUUGAAGUGUAAUCAUUAGCAACCAAUUUGUACACAGAAAGCUCCUGGAAACAGUAAUGUGAGAAUUUCAAGAUUAUUUGCUUUGGUGAUGUUAAUUGUAGGAUAAAAAAUGGCUAGGUACCAAGAAUGGUAAUAGGUCUUCAGAGAAUGCCAUGGACUCUUACACUCUUACAGGAGGAGUUGAACCGAGUCUUAGGUUAAUCAUUCAAAUGAAAGAUAGCAAUUCCAAUAAUACAGCACAUCCUUGCUUCUACAUUACGUUUUGUGUCAAGGUCUGUGGAGUGGGUAUUGGAUGCACAGCCUUCUUCCUCAAAGAUAUGACACAGAUUAAGUCACAGUGACAUGCACGUACAAUUUAAUAAUUUGUACGUUCGUAUCACUUUUCUAAAUAAUUUAACCGUGUACAUCUGUGAUCGGUUUUAUAGCUGUCGUCAUCUUUUACGUUGCCCCUUUUUGUUUAGUCCUUUUGCUGACCAGAAUUGGUGCUCAGAUUGCGUUAUAUUUGGAACUAUGGAUAGUUUCCUUUAUAAUUUUGAUGCUCUUGUAUGAUAAGUUGUAAUUGAAUAAGGCUUUAUUAUACCAGAGGCAGUGUUUCUAGUCAUGUUUCUUCCUACAGCAUUAAUUAUUAUUUGGGAUAAUAGCAGAUGGAAACGCAAAUCAUUUCGCUCAAUUCGUCCCUUUCCACCUGAACCACUCCUCUCCGGGCACUUCCCCUUGCAACCGCAAGAAAUGCUACACUAGUCGCUUUACCUCCCCCCAUGACUCCAUUCAAGGACCCAAGCAGUCUUUCCAGGUGCGGCAGAGGUUCACCUUCACCUCCUCCAACCUCAUCUAUUGCAUCCGCUGCUCUAGAUGUCAGCUGCUCUACUUCGGUGAGACCAAGUGCAGGCUUGGCGAUCGCUUCGCCCAACACCUCCGCUCGGUUUGCAAUAACCAAACUGAUCUCCCGGUGGCUCAGCACUUCAACACCCCAUCCCAUUCCGAAUCCGACCUCUCUGUCCUGGGCCUCCUCCAUGGCCAGAGUGAGGACCACCAUAAAUUGGAGGAGCAGCACCUCAUAUCUUCUCUACUCUCCCUCAGCCCACUGGGUCCUCCUCUUCCUUUCAUCUUCCCCCCACCCUCACAUCACUGAAGAAGGGUUUCGACCCGAAACGUUGCCUAUUUCCUUCGCUUCAUAGAUGCUGCCUCACCCGCUGAGUUUCUCCGGCAUUUUUGUCUGCCUUAAAUAACAAAGCCAUUUCCAAGUGACAGCUGUGAUCAACUGUGUUUUAGUUAAUGAGCAUAUGAUGCCUCCGUCUUCAGCCUUCUGAUCGGUCAGAGACUGAACAGCAUGGAAUGUAGUAGGGGCCAGAAGACAUAGUGGCAGCCUGAUUUGUCAGGACAAAAAUAGGUAUUUUGUCCAGUAGACAGGUUUACAGAAUUGUUAUUUUGUCAUUGCAGCCAGUUGUAACUAGAUCUGCAGCAACAAUGCACAGAUCCCAUUGACUUAGAUACAGGGUUUGAUCGCACCCUUUGUCCAGACAUGUGGCCCAUGUGUCAGUCCACCUGCUCUUCCUUCCUGCUGCAGAACCCUUAAGAUGGGUCAGACUGGGGCUGCUCCACUCUGCAGCCUUUCUGUGAAGGGAAGCAGGGCUGCAAGUCACGACCAGGCUUUGGUCAGGAGAAUGUAGCACUGUCCUGGUGAGUUUUGGUAGCAAGCUGCUGUCAGGCAUUUUCACAGUUUUUAAAUGUUGCAGAUAUUCAGAGAAAUUUAAGAACUGUUUAAGUGGAUUUAAAUAAUUUAAAGAAAAUUAAAAUAAGUAAACUUUGUUUUAAUUUACUGUUUAAUGUAUUUUAACUGUUAAAUAAAGAAAAAUGAACAAA
Amblyraja radiata (thorny skate) is the source of this 4710-nucleotide messenger RNA. RefSeq names its product transducin beta like 2 (gene tbl2). Gene Ontology annotation, molecular function: protein binding. Gene Ontology annotation, biological process: endoplasmic reticulum unfolded protein response. The transcript is spliced from 7 exons. The record is from RefSeq and is a predicted model, not a curated record. Gene Ontology annotation, cellular component: endoplasmic reticulum. The coding region runs from base 66 to 1400 and encodes 444 amino acids. Lineage: Eukaryota; Metazoa; Chordata; Chondrichthyes; Rajiformes; Rajidae.